UUAACCCCCACGCGUCAGCUCGCAGAGUCGGAAGAUCUGUGAAACCUCCGUAAGCCCCAGUGUGACUCGCACUUUCCUUCAGCGCCAACUCGGAUGAACUGACUCAGCUACUUUUAAUCUCACAGCCGAUUCCUGUCGAGUCUAGCUGAGUUGAUCACUAGAAUGUGAUGCUUUGAAAUUCUAAGAGCAUAAAAUGGUGGAAUUCACUGAUCCUAAGGCUAGUUCUUAGAUCCAUUAGGUCACUAUAUGUCUUUGCUUAUGAACACUGGUUGGAGAUUAUUUUAUUCAUGCUCAGAGAGGACGCUGUAAGCUUGCUAAUGUGCUUAAACUGUCACAACCUCUGGGGUUUGUCUCUAAUCUGAUAUACUUGCUUCUUAUGGAACUUUAGAAGUAUUUUGGUUGGAUUAUAAUUUGAUGAGGAAGCCAAUAAGGUGAACUGAUCAACCAUUAUAUAAUUUGAUUUGAUUAUCUUAAGGUACCUUUUUUGGUGACAUUGUAAAUUUUCUGGUUGAAAUAGCCUAAAUAAUGCCCUGCUAUAUUACCUGACAAUAUUUGAGAGCAGCAGCAAUUAUCAAAUUAUCUUAUUGUCUUUCAUUAAUUACUUAUCCACUACCACUGACAACCUUUUAAUGUUUGCCAAAUUGUGACAUAUUUUUACAUGAUCAUUCCAAAUUAUGAUUGGUAAAGAAGCAAAUGAAGGAUGCUAAUGAUUAAUGACAAUUUAUUGGUGCUUAUUGUACUAAUCUUGGAUUAAAUUUCUCAUCCAAAAAGGUAUGCUCACCAUCUAUGAAAAUUCAGUUUCAAAAGGUUUGCACGUUAUGGUAGUUAUAGAUGAAUGUCUAUGCCAGAGCCAGAAUUUUUUAGUAGCUUUUAUCCUGUAAUUAAUCAGUUUUAUUUUGUUUCUACUGAUUUUAAUUUGCAUAUAUAAUUAUCUUAAUUUCAUUGUUAAGCAGAUUUUAUUCUCGCUUUUCUGUCUGUCAUGUUGUCCUGCAUGGUUCUUUGACACUUUCAAGUAGGUUCACCUAUCCUAUCAUCUUAGCGUACUUUUUUUUGACAACAGUCAAGGCCAUUAGAAGGGACAAGUUUAAUUACACUAUCUGAUUGUCUAUGGAACUUGAUAUAGGAAGUUGUGAUGGCAUUUGCAACAUUAUUUAUUUUUUGCCCAUAAUACUUAGUUUAAAACAUUAUUUAUUUAGUGUUCCUUUCAAUUUUUUCUCAGAUGGAAGAAGUUUGUCUCAAUAGUGAGCCAGUAUUUGAUGAAGGCAAUGACUAUGAGUUUGAGGAAGACUGUAGUGCAGUAGAACAUGACAAUGAAACUAGUGAAAGAUAUUUAAAGAAAGAACCCCUCCCACCUACUGUGGGUUUGGAGUUUGAUUCUUUUGAUGAAGUUUAUGAUUUUUAUAAUGUAUAUGCUAAGGAACAAGGAUUUGGCAUUAGAGUGAGCAAUUCAUGGUUUAGAUCGAAGAGAAAGGAACGGUAUAGAGCAAAACUUAGCUGCAGUAGUGCAGGUUUUAAGAAAAAGAGUGAAGCAAAUAAUCCACGACCAGAAACAAGAACUGGUUGUCCUGCAAUGAUAGUCAUUAGGCUUGUGGACUCAAAAAGGUGGAGAAUAGUUGAAGUUGAGCUUGAACACAACCAUCCUGUGAACCCCCAAAUUAAACGGUUUUAUAAGUCGCAUAAAAAAAUGAUUAUUGCAGCUCAGAAAGCUCAACAACCUCCAGAGCCUGUCACAGAAGUACACACCAUCAAAUUGUAUCGAACAGCUCUCAUGGAUGCUGGGAGUAAUGGAUACUCAAAUUUUGAUAAAAGAGAGGGUGCUAAUCUUGUUGAUCACUCUAAACAUUUGGAACUUAAAGAAGGAGAUGCACAUGCAGUGUAUAACUACUUUUGUCGCAUGAAGUUGACAAGUCCAAACUUCUUUUACUUGAUGGAUCUUGAUGAUGAUGGGCGCUUGAGGAAUGUGUUUUGGACUGAUGCUAGAUCCAGGGCUGCAUAUGGAUAUUUUCAUGAUACAGUUGCAAUUGACACAACAUGCUUGACAAACAAAUAUGAGAUCCCUCUGAUUUCAUUUGUUGGUGUUAACCACCAUGGACAAUCAAUAUUAUUGGGCUGCGGCUUUCUUGGACAUGAUUCAGUAGAAUAUUUUGUUUGGAUUUUCAGGGCAUGGCUUAAAUGCAUGCAAGGGCGUCCUCCACAGGUUAUCAUUACUGACCAGUGUAAACCCUUGCAAAGUGCAGUGUCUGAGGUCUUCCCUGAAGCCCAUCAUUGUUAUUGCCUGUCAUAUAUUAUGCAAAGAGUUCCAGAGAGGUUGGGAGGGUUGAAGGGAUUUGAAGCCAUCAAAAGACAAUUGAACAAGUCAGUGUAUAAUUCUUUGAAGAUAGCUGAGUUUGAGACUUCUUGGGUUGAAAUGAUCAGGCAGCAUGGACUGGGUGAUAAUAAAUGGCUACAAACAUUAUAUGAAGAGAGGCAACGGUGGGUUCCAGUUUAUUUGAAGGACAUAUUUUUUGCGGGAAUGAUUCGCAUACAAGAAAAUGAAGGUUCAAAUGCUUUUUUUGAUGGUUAUGUACAUAAACAUACAUCUUUUAAGGAAUUUGUUGAUAAGUAUGAUCUAGCACUACACAGGAAACACCUUAGAGAAGCCAUGGCAGAUCUAGAGUCGAGAAACUCGAGCUUUGAGUUGAGAACAAAAUGCAAUUUUGAAGUGCAGCUCUCUAAAGUGUAUACAAAAGAAAUUUUUAAGAAGUUUCAGUCUGAGGUUGAGGGGGUGUACUUGUGCUUCAACACAAGACAGGUUAGUGUUAACGGGCCAAUAGUUACAUACAUAGUUAAAGAACGGGUAGAAGUGGAAGGAGGUGAGAAGGAGGUUAAACAUUUUGAGGUUUUAUAUGAGACAAGCCAAGUGGAUAUUCGAUGCAUAUGCAGCUUGUUCAAUUACAAAGGUUAUCUAUGCAGGCAUGCAUUAAAUGUUCUUAAUUAUAAUGGGGUGGAAGAAAUCCCUGCCCGCUACAUUCUGCCGCGUUGGAGUAAAGAUUUCAAGUUCAAGUGUUUUCCAGAUCAUGUUUCCAGUAAUAUUGAUGUGUAUAACCCAAUUUACCGGCAGAUUCAUCCUUAUAAGGUGGCCAUUCCAAUUGUGGAAGGAGGAGCACAAUCACCAGAUCAUUAUAAGAUUGCUUUGCAAGAAUUGGAGGACUUGUUGAAUAAAUUAAGUCUUGUAGACAACUAGUGUAAAUUAGAUGCAUAGUUGUGUGUAGAAACUAGCAAGAAAUUCAAAAUGCCUUUUCACAUUAAUGGAUUCCCUUUUUUUCUUUUC
Molecule: messenger RNA, 3310 nt
Organism: Hevea brasiliensis (rubber tree)
Lineage: Eukaryota; Viridiplantae; Streptophyta; Magnoliopsida; Malpighiales; Euphorbiaceae
Product: protein FAR1-RELATED SEQUENCE 6
Exons: 3
Coding region: 1220-3223 (667 amino acids)
Biological process (GO): regulation of DNA-templated transcription
Molecular function (GO): zinc ion binding
Source: RefSeq, a predicted model, not a curated record